AUGAUCUUAAUAAUUGGAGAAUGUGGGGAGUGGCAAUCCAGGGAUAUAUAUACUAAAAAAUCUAAGGAUUUUAUUAUGUUCUGUAAAAUUUAGAGUAAGUAUCAUGUGUUGUAUAGGCAAAUAGGUGGUUUUUUUGAGGGUGUGAAAAUUGGCUUGAGGUAUUUGUGAGUCGAGGAGGGAAGGGCGAUGAGGUUGGGAGUGUGGGAAGUGCAGGAGAUGAAUGA
Paramecium octaurelia is the source of this 224-nucleotide messenger RNA. The record is from the annotation of a GenBank genome assembly. NCBI's taxonomy places the organism in Eukaryota, Ciliophora, Oligohymenophorea, Peniculida, Parameciidae.